Messenger RNA from Fusarium odoratissimum NRRL 54006, 922 nucleotides. RefSeq lists its product as uncharacterized. The transcript has a single exon. Bases 430 to 768 code for a protein of 112 amino acids. The record is from RefSeq and is a predicted model, not a curated record. Lineage: Eukaryota; Fungi; Ascomycota; Sordariomycetes; Hypocreales; Nectriaceae.
UAGUCUAACAGGUCCUUACAGCUUGGGCUACCCUCUUACCAAACUCCAUUAUUCCAUCUGAGUCUUCGCAACAUCGCCAUUGUGUCUUUCUGUCUUCACACUCUUCUUCUAUCUAUCCUACUUCCAACCAUGUCCCCUUCUAUUACUUGGCCCAGAAUUUGGAUCCCAGUUGUAGCCCCGUAUAUCAAAUUCAAGUCUUCCACUGCGUCCUAGGGCCAAUCUACCUUCUUCCGACUGCCAGCAGAGAUGCGUAACAUGAUAUACAAAGAGCUUUUCGGGGGCAAGGUCGUUCAUAUCUGGUUCCAUCGAUGCAGAGAAAGUUAUCAUCGGAAAGGAGCUCCAAAUGAUGCCAUGUUCCAGUGGCUUGCACUGUGUUUGUCCCCGUGGUCGUGAGCCUGUUCCUCAUUUCCACGCGGAAUAUGACCACGAAUGGUCUUAUCUGUCUACAAGCAUCCUCAGUGCCUGCCAGUCUACGUAAGAAUCGACAGUUUUACCUCUGGUCUUUUCCUCUGGCUUAUGUGGGAAGACAUGCCUUCUGAGAAACUUCAGAUCUUCGUCAAGCGUAUCCCCGAGGACCCCUCUGUUGCCAAGGCCAUCAAGAAGAUCCGGAAUAUGUUGCCAAACACGAGCAUCGAGGUUGUCACGGAAAAAGAAGGAAUAGUCUGGGAUCUUGGAGAGAGUGGCGAAAACGAACCGAUUUCUAUUCCCCCCUCCGAAGCAUCUGAUGUCGAGGAUGAGGCAAAAUUGUUAUCUCAAUUAUCUAACUAGGCUUCUCUUGCAAGCAUGAAGAAUCUCAAGAAGGACCUCAUAGGAAUCUAGCUCAUGAUCCAAACUUAUACACCAAUCAUCUGUCGUGGCCCAUAUCAACCCCCAAACAAUAAAACAGCUUGAUCCAUCUAUAAUAAUUCAAUACGCAUCGUAU